AUGGACGAGGCCCAGCGUCCUGGAGGAUAUCGCCAAGUGGAUGCCCUUCUCCGAAGAGACACUGACCCCUGCAAAUCCGCAACGGGCAGUCGCAAGAACGCGCUGCGCAGCCCGUGCGCUUCGACGGAUUCUGCGAUCUUCGCACAUAUGGAUCCAGAUUUCGUUGAAUGGACGAGGCCCAGCGUCCUGGAGGAUAUCGCCAAGUGGAUGCCCUUCUCCGAAGAGACACUGACCCCUGCAAAUCCGCAACGGGCAGUCGCAAGAACGCGCUGCGCAGCCCGUGCGCUUCGACGGCCCGCAUCCUGUGUUAGAUGCAUUUGUGCCUCUGAUGUGGGAACCUAUCCGCCAAAUGGGUUUGAAGGCAGGGUCCUGCCUGGCAGGCAAACUUGGGGUAGUUGGGAGGAUUCCGCUGAAAAGAGCACAGCGACACAGCGAGCCGCAGCAAAGGUUCAGGAUUGGCUGGCCAGCAAUCGUGCCGAGCAGGGGAAGCCUCGGGAGAUGAUGAAAAGAUUGGGGGGCCCUUAA
Messenger RNA from Symbiodinium sp. CCMP2592, 525 nucleotides. The record is from the annotation of a GenBank genome assembly. Lineage: Eukaryota; Dinophyceae; Suessiales; Symbiodiniaceae.